Felis catus (domestic cat) is the source of this 3404-nucleotide messenger RNA. RefSeq names its product CFAP20 domain containing (gene CFAP20DC). The transcript has 16 exons. The record is from RefSeq and is a predicted model, not a curated record. Lineage: Eukaryota; Metazoa; Chordata; Mammalia; Carnivora; Felidae. The coding region runs from base 950 to 3235 and encodes 761 amino acids.
UACAUUGUCAUAUGCUCCUAGAAGAUGCCCUGUGCCGUGGCUAAAGAAUACAGGAGAUUUUUCUCUGAACGUGAGCAGCAGGAACAUGCUGGAAUUGCACUGCAGGCGCCUUACCAGCUACUCUGUCCCUUCAGGCAUUCUGCACCUUCUCUUCCUGUUGACUGAGGGAAAGUGUAUGGUAAUGAGUUGAACCUGCUCAUUGACUACCUGGAAAGGAGGAAAAGGCAACUGGAAGGCUUGGAGACACCAACUCUUUGGCUAGCAAGUGAUCAUUCCUCAUUUCAAGGCACAAAUACCCCCUGUCAUGGGCAAACUGCCUCCACUUCUUCCAUCCCCUGGAAAAGGGAUCCUUCUCAGGCCCUCAUCCUCCUGCCCCCCUUCCUGCCAAGUCCCCCUCAUUAAGGGACAGGCCAGGUGGCACUCUCUUUCCACCACCAGUUCUUCAGUCAGUGCUGCACAAGCAGACAGCUCAACCCAGGUCUUUGGUGAACUAAGAAAAGCUCCCUGAGCCAGGAGAACAAGAUGGCUGCUGCCCCAAUGGCAGCCUCACCCUCCUUCAAGGACCAAGGCCCCUGCUGACCUGCAGCACCGAUGUCCAGGCAGUGGAUAUGAAUGUGUUUCCCUUCUGUUCGAUACAUGGUCCUGUGGAAACGUUUUUCAUAUUUGGAGUCUCUUUGUGCCAAACUAGAGAUUUGUGGAAGAUGUGUUAAGAUGCUGAGAGGAAAACUAGAAGGCGUGAGCCAAAUUAAGAGGCUGUCGCAGUGAGGCCAGUGAUGAUGGAUUUCCGAAAGCACGAGGAGAGGUGAAGAGGAAGGAGCAGUGGAUUUCAGAAACGGAGACUCUCAGAGAAGAUUUCAGAUAAUCAUGGGGACUAAAGGAACACUGAGAGGCGUGAAGCUCAAAAAUAGCCCGAGCCCACCCCUCCUAUCAUGCCUUACACAGGGGUUAAAUGGGAUUUCUGGACCAAAGAAUUACUGAUUUAGGGAACAUUAAAAGAAGAUUGUAUUUAUCAACGGUCCAUAAGGAACUGUCCUCAACUCCUCUCCAUGCAAAAAUCCCACUUUUCAUGAUCAAGCGCAAAAUUUGGUGCAAUCUAUGUAUAGACUUGGUAGCAUUUACCAGUGAAAUAUUCAAGGGAGCAGUUUUCCAGUCAUUGGAUGGAAUUAUUGUCUCUGCUAACUGUAAGCUACGGAAGAUCUUUACUUUAAAAUGCAAGCCUCAAGACACCGUUGAUAAAGACGCUGGAUAUGGGGUUCCCUUUCCAACCAAUGAACCUACAGACAUUAUUCCUCGAAGCUGCCAGCUGACAACAGAUGUUCCACAAGUCACACAGCUGCUAAACAUGACUAAGCUCCGCCAAACCGAAAUAAAAUUUGGAGGUCAUCCCCUGAAUUCAGCAGAAUCAGAUCAGUUCAUUAACAAGGGAACAGGCAGUGUGCGUACCAGUAAAAAUCAUGAUGUUUGUCAUAUCGCCUUUGGAUCCAGAGUACUUGGACCACCUCCACUCUCUGGCAGAAGAAAUAACAUGAGGAUAUCCAGUGAGACAAUAAGAUCCAUUGGGUCCAGAAAUAACCGAUCAUGCCAACAGUCUAUGGCAGAGAACUGUGUUAGCAGUGCAGAAAUGUCAGCCUCACUGAUACCUGCGUCGGAGGAGCAAAGACAUAAAGAAAAUAUUUGCCAAAUAAAGCAGACCGUACCUAUUCAUGCUGAUCUGCAUGUUAUGCACCCACAUCCCCCUCAAGAACCAUCAGCAGAUAAGAAUAAUAACAGGAGAAGAUUACGAUUAAAAAGCACCAACAGAGAAAGGACAGAGGCACACCGAGACUGUUCUUCAGGAAAUAACAGGAAUGAAGAUAAAGCGACAACCCCCCUCAACAGUGUGUCCCAACAGAAAGCAGAGAUGAGCCCAAGCUCUCCAGCACCACAGUCUCCUGAUCAAGCAGAUGAGUGGAUAUUUCCCGAAAAUGAUCACAUUUCCCAUUUGGCGUCCAGCAGACAGUCUCUCCUUCUGGAUGAUGACUCCCGCCACACUUCACACCUGUGGCUAGAAGCCAGCAAGGAAAGUGAACGUGACCAACUGGCAGAGGAAACCCAGGCUGUUCCAAAGGACAUUUUCACUUUUUCAUCAAGACCGCGAUCAGCACCUCAUGGAAAAACUCAAACUCUGUCCCCAGAGGGGUGCCCAUUUAUUUUGGAUCUAAAAGAGGAUACCAGUGUGACAAGGAGAGACACUGAAUCGGAGGAUGAUUUUUAUGGCGGUGACAGCAGCGAAGAGGGUAACUACAGUAUCCAGGGUUCCUUGGGCCCAACAACUAGCCCUUCAGGGUUAACUCAGUUAACAGUAGAGAGCACGCGGGGGACGGCUACAAGGCGGACAGAUACAGGACCUCUAAAAAGUGUCUACGCAGAAGCAAGAGCAUCAGAAAGCCAGAAUUCCUUGGCGAAGCAGAUAGAUAGAAAAGACUUUCAAACGAGUUUGGUGCCUACACCAUGCCAUUCUCCCCCCAGAAGAAGUGAAUCCUCUCAGAAAACUCCAGAUGCUGUUAUCAAAGCAAAGGACCUACCAGCCCAUCAAGUACCAACUUCAAUAAACAAAACGUCCCUAAAGGAAAUCUCGGGAGAAAAGCUGAGACCGAUUCCUGAAGUAGCUAAAAGAAGAGAAGACAGUAGCUGUCUCAAAGAGUCCUCCGAGAAAGAAUAUGACUGGAGGAACUAUCAGCCCAGCCAGAUGAGUGAAUCUGAGUUGCAAAUGCUGGCCAGCCUGCGGCGGCAACAGAAUGAAGAACUGGAGGAUAUGGGGGCUUCCCAUGGCCUGAGUGCUUCCCAGGUGGACAACUGUAAUGUCAGCAUUAGCACCAGCAGUGACGACACAACCACCUGGAACUCCUGCCUGCCACCUCCCGUCAACCAGGGUCAUCAUUAUCAGCAAGAAAUGAAUCCACCUUCUCCUUCUAAUCCCCGUGCUCCUCACCACCUGGUAUCUUCUUGCUUGUUUGCCUGUUGUCUACACACACACACACACACACACACACACACACACACACACACCUCCAGAAUACACUGGAAUGUAAACUGCUUGGGUCUGGGGACUUUAUCUCUCCUGCUCACUAUAUCCCUGGCUCGUCAAACAGUGCCAAGCACAGAGGAGACGCUCAAGAAAUAUGUAUUGAAUCUCACAAGAAUGAAUUUCCCCAUCUCCCUACACCAGCUGCCUCACCAUGGAUUGAACUACUAGCUGGAACCCAGAAAGAAACACCUACAUACUUUCCUCCCUUGAGGGCCAGUGGGACCUGGCCCUGUUCCUACAUGUAGCAAAUGAAAUCUCAUGAAAUUGUUUUAGAUGAGCCCUUAGAAGAUAGCCAUAAUCUAAAGUCUCCAAUAAAGUAUCAUUUUAAACCUUUCAA